Molecule: messenger RNA, 4708 nt
Organism: Amoebophrya sp. A120
Lineage: Eukaryota; Dinophyceae; Syndiniales; Amoebophryaceae
Source: the annotation of a GenBank genome assembly
CGAGACUUCGCUUCUGAAAAUCCAGUAUGGGGAUUUUUUUCAAUACGUUUUACGGGUUUGGAUUCAGUUCUUAACUUUCUGAUUGGGAUACUGCUGGAGCGCGAUGCGAAUGCACGCCUAAAAUAACAACUACUACUUACUCUGCUCAACUUCUCGACCAAACCAUGGUAUACUCGAGCCCCAAUAAGAAGCCCUUGAUUGUGGGCACCCGAGCGCCAACGAUGCCGUGCGUGAAUCUGAACGUGAACGCGACGAACCUGCGUAGUACCGCGCAACUAACGUCCCGCUCCCCCGACAGUCGGCAUUUCAUCCGUUCCAAAAGCGCGGCGACCCGGUUGUACAGCCGAACCAUUGCGAACAAAGAGAAGACGGUCACAGUCUCUGCGUUGGCGCGGGCGACCGCACCCAAGGGAUUAUUGUUCGAUGAGGGUGGGCCGCUGGUUUUGGAAGACGACGCCAUCAUGCUGAAGCGCGCAAUAUCCCGUCGCCAGCAGCAGGCCGCCGCGACGGAGCAGGCUUUGAUGAAGCCAAGAAAAGAGGAGGCAAGCGUCGGAUUGGUCAACAUGUCAGCUGGAGCUUCCUCAACUUCUUCAGCAAAAACCUUCUCGCACAGCUUCGAUGUAAAGAACAAACCCACCACUGAUUUGAUUGUGCGCGACCCGAGGGGGCAGGCGGCAGGACAACAAACCUCUUCGACCACCCGCCCGAGCGUCGCACCCGUUGGUUCCGCAGAGACUUGGCGGGCACGGACCCCGACCACGCCCCGUACCAGUUCGAACUCGCGACGACCGUCUUUUAACAACGAAGCCGCUGUUGACGGGGGAAUAGGUUCGACCCCGGAGCCGCAGCGCUUUUCGACCGGCUUGUUCGCACCACGGACUGCAUCGCAGCCGCGUGCACGGGCGUUGUCCGCAGGCAGGGAGGUGCUCAUGGUGUUGCCCGAUACGUGGCAACCGCGGCCGGAGAUGAAAGGGAAUUCUGGAGGAACUGAUGUGAACGCAAAAGCAUCUGCACAUGCGGAAGAGCGAUCUCACGACGACACGCAAAAUGAGGAUGACGACCAUAAAAUCGGAGCCAGUGCAGCGACGACCAACGGUGGGAACGUCCCGGAAAGUGGCACUACUCCAGGGGCUGAAAAGAAUGCAGCAACAUCGUCAAAAAAAAACGACUCAAAGCGAAAGGCGAUGUCUGCCCGCCCGGCGCUUCCGCGCACGGUGCGCUUGCCGCAGACGACUCCGCUUCAUAUUGCGAACAUGGACAAGCCACUCUCCUCUCCGUCAGACUACAGUGAUUUGGUUCCGGAUGAAAUCGUGACCGUCAGCGAUGAAACGCCGACCGAUGAAGAGUACGUCAUUGAGCGGCAGGACGGUACGAAAGUUACGACAACGCGAGAGAGGAAUAACGAUAAGGAUAGGCAGCACAGCAGCCUAGAGCAGGAGGACUUUUCCAUCGCCGCCUUCACCGAAGAGAAACUUGCAGCGCUUGGAUACAGCUCGGACCUGUUUCUCGGUACUAGCUUGAAGCGGCAGUCUGUGACAACGGGUAGACCCGCAGCGUCUACUGGUGGUCGGAAAUCACGACCGCAGUCUGCUGGGGCGGUGUCGUCAAGUUCAGCGUCUGGUAGUGCAGCGCCAUCACCUUCGAAAACCAAAGAAGACAAGAGCAAAACUGCUUGGAAACACAUCAAGAUGGUGAGCCAGCAUCAAAAUACGUACGUCCAAGGGCAAUCUGCAUUGCGACCGAGUUCAGCAGCACAAGCGGGAGGGGGUGUGAAUGGCACAACCACCGCGCCGAACACGACGUCAGAAGAAGAGCAGUCGGACGAAAACCGUGAUAUAGUAGUGAUGCAGGACGACGUCGAGGCCAAGAAGCGGCAGAUGCGGCGUGCGCAGAGUGCGCAGGUGGUUGCAACGCAAAACCGGAUCAUGAUGAGUGCGCUGCAGCCUGCCCAGUUCACCAUGCUCAGCAGCCUGAUGGCAGGCGACGAGAUGAAACCGCUCCCGGCUGUGUAUCAGCCGCAUCAGACGCACAUUCCCCCAGAGGCCCAAGUUCCGGUGGCCGCGUCCCGAAUCACGUCGCAGGGGGGACACUCAGCCUUCAACGAUCAGCAGUAUCGAGCAAAUCCGGUUGUGCCUGUCUUGGACCAACUGCGAUUGCAGGGUGUCAGCAAAACGAAACCGGAAACAAGCAACAGGACAGCCGAUCCGCAAGACCACGCGCUCCGCGUGACGAAAAGCGACAUCGCGCUUCGUGUUGAGAAGGAAAACAAGGCCGAUGCCAGCAUCGCAGAAAACUCUGGCCACGAAACGCUCACAGACGACAAGAAAUCUUCCGAACUGCAAGUGCUCCAAACUCCGCGGCGUUCUACUUCACGAGCGCGUUCCGCCGCUGCGUCGCUCAGUCCCACGCCGGUCUACAAGGCGCCGGUUAGGAAGGUUCUCAAAGUGGUGAUUUGGGAAAAACCGAAAAACAUCAACUUCACGCAGGGCAGCAUCCGGACUCGAUUCCACGACGGGCGGUCCAUCUACCAGACUUUGAACGAGCUGGACCAGGGCGUCACGCAGGUGCGCGACAUUCCGAAAAUCUGGGUGAUUCGAAACGAGAAGGACGGAUCACUCUGGUCGCUGAACAACCGCAGACUCCAUACUUUCAAGCAGUUCUGUCCGGACGAGGAAAUCGAGGUUUAUCUCCUGCAGGAUCCGGCGUAUGUGAUUGGUUUUAACAACCCAAGUCCGGGUAUGGAAGUGUCAGAAUCGAAAUCGACAAAAUCGAAAAACUUGUGAUGCAUAAAAUCGAUACCAGUUGGAGCCUCAGUUUCCAAGUGGCGCAUGACAAAUUUCGGAAGCACUAAAAUCCAGUCUGUCAUGCUGUUUGGGCAAAGAAGACUGCUCCUGUCAUGGUACUCUGGCAGCGCAACGCCUUCCCCUAAACAGGCUUGCCACCGGUCUCAUUUGCUUGCUCCCCAACACAGGCCAUACGUGCUCUACAUUUCACGCAUUACAAAUUUUUCGAUUUUGUCGAUUUCGAUCCUGACAGUUCCAUACCGGGCAAGGGUGUCGAGUUGGUUUCCCCGCGCUGUUUCUGGACGGCGUAUUCAAAGGACGUUUACCGUGCUAUGGCGUUCUCAAACGUUACAUUCUCAACUGUUACGUGGAUUUGUAAUGCAAGAACGGCGAAAGUGAAAGGAGGAAGGAUGCGCCUUUUGCAUUACAGAUUUGGCACAGAUUUAGAUCCUGUUUAGCCCUUCGGAUGUUUGUCAUGCGAAGCAGCUUAAUCGUGGCGAUCUUGGUGGUAAAUUUGCAUGACAAAUCAUGUAACAGUUGAGAAUGUAACAGUUGAGAGCGCCAUACGUGCGGAGGAUUUCCCGGCCCACCCGAUCGUUGACACGAAGAAGUACAAGCGCGCGGUCUCCUCGCCCGCGGUGGUGCGCAUCGAGCCGCCGCCGGCGGUGACGAAGAAGAAACUGGAACGACCGCGCUCCGUGAUCCCGAUGGCGCAAUUAGGAAAGGCGUUCACGCAGCAUCGGGUGAAGUCCGCGAAAAAACCGACGCGCGCGAAGUUGCCCUUCAAGCCGCCGAAGCCGCGGCCGCUGACCAUCGAGGAGGAGAAGGAGGUGAUUGACUCCGUGAAGGAAAUUGGCUCCAGUUUCGCCGAAGACGACGUGGACUACAAACUUUUAUCUCCAAUUGUAGACGAGGUGGAGGAACCGGAGGCGAACAACCUGCAACUCGCGCUCGUGCCACCGGUCCGGGAAAAGCUGAUCCGCGUGCAGAACGAGCGGGUCUACGACGAGAUGCCGGACUGGCUGAAACCGAAGCAGAAGAAGCUCGACCCCCCGCCCCCGUCCGUGGAGGAGGUUCGCGGGGGGCUGUCGGCGCUCGAGCGGUUCGACAGCUCCGUCGUGCAAGAGCACCUGCAUAAGUUCCCGCUUGUGGAGGAGGCCUGGAAGUCCGAAUUUGGGGAACUGGUCACGACAACGGCUAGCAGUGGCGAGGAGGAGCAGCAGAAAAUAACGGAAAGCACAACUGCUGAGCCUGCUUCAACACCUGUGCGAACAAGCAUGAAUUCCUUCCGCAGUCUGUCGCCGUCCAUGCGCAUUAGUCGGGAGAGUCUGCUACGGUCGGCGAAGCAGAAAUCCAGCCCAUCGAAGCAAGCAGCAUCGACUGCGGCGGUAGAAACGAAGUCCGCCGCACCGGGGGCGCUACUGCGGAUCAUGACAGCCUUGCAGAAGUUUGGAAAGCGCGGGGUGCCGUCGGAACUGUUGUGAGGUUUUUCCUCAGAGGGCAAGCGCAAAGCGAUAAAAAUGAAUGUGACGUCGAUACUAGUACGAUACUACGAAGCUUCUGGCUCUGUCUCAGAAUGAAGACCUAACACAAGCAGGUCACGGAUUUUUUUCUAGCAUCUACUUUUUGAAUUUGGACCAUUUGACUUUAUUUGAAUUACAUGAUUAUCAUAGGCACUAGCACACCCACACACCGACACAAUGUAUACCAUUUUUGUUCACUAUGCAUUGGAUAGCAAUAUUAGUACCAGGAAAGUAUCUGCACAGUCUGAUGGAUGAUAGAUGAUGUAGUUGAUGUGGUUUCCCUGUACAUAAAUUUUGGAACAGCUGUAGCACGAAAAGUUGAAAAAUUUUAAUUGAAUAGCCGCAACAAAGCGUACACAGGAAAAAACUGCACAGUGUCCCUCCCUCUGUUGACCAAGAGAU